UCCCCGCGCCCUCCCCCACCCAUCAAUUCCCACCACAGCAGUACAGCACCACCAAGCAUUCAGGUGAACAACGCAACCGCAUCCAAGAAGAGCAAGAGAAGCGAAGAAGCGCAGUUCGGUCUCGGUUGAUAUGGCCAUGGCAGCAGCGGAGGGCAAGAGCCGGAGGUUCGCUCUGGCCUGCGGCGUGCUCAGCCAGUACGUCAAGGCGGAGCAGAAGAUGGCGGCCGUCGCCCCGCGCGCCCCGGCGACGACGCUGAGCCUCAUGCCCGGCGCGGACGUCGGCGCCGAGCAGGAGCCGGCCUCCGCCGCCGCUAGGGGGCCGGAGGAGGCGGCCGGGCCCGCGUCCACCGCGGCGCCGCUCACCAUCUUCUACGGCGGGAGGAUGGUCGUGUUCGAGGACUUUCCGGCGGAGAAAGCGGCCGAGGUGAUGCGCCUCGCCGCCGGCGGCGCCGAGCAGGCGGCGGCACCGGCCCCGGCCCCGGCCCCGCGCGACGACCUUCCCAUCGCCAGGAAGGCGUCGCUGCAGCGGUUCCUCGCCAAGCGCAAGGCCCGCGUCGUCGAGCGCGCGCCCUACACCCGCCCGUCCCCGGCCGAGGAGGCGGAGAAGACGAAGAAGCCGGCCGCCUGGCUCGGGCUGGGGAGCACGGACGCCGAGCGCCUCACCAUCGCGCUGUGAUUUGGAGCUCGCUCGGUUGCGAGAUCGAUUAGUAGUGUGAUUUAAUUGGGCGGGUUCUUGGGGUUGGAUUGGGUUGGAUCGAACAGAGCAGGAGCAUUUGCUCGUGCUCUUACACAGACAGAGAAUUGUAGAGAUGUAUUCUUGUUUACCCUUUUUUUUUCCUUAACAAGAGUGCUUUGCUCUUGUAAGAUUCGAUAGAAAGAAGAUGGAGAUUGAACAGUUUGUGCCUUUCA
Setaria italica (foxtail millet) is the source of this 909-nucleotide messenger RNA. RefSeq names its product protein TIFY 11b. Lineage: Eukaryota; Viridiplantae; Streptophyta; Magnoliopsida; Poales; Poaceae. The record is from RefSeq and is a predicted model, not a curated record. Gene Ontology annotation, biological process: response to wounding; regulation of defense response; regulation of jasmonic acid mediated signaling pathway. The coding region runs from base 131 to 676 and encodes 181 amino acids. The transcript has a single exon. Gene Ontology annotation, cellular component: nucleus.